AUGCCGCGGGCCAGCAGAGGACUGCUGCUGGCACUGCCAGCCGCAGGCGCGCUGUUCGGGGCGGGCCCGAUCGAGACUCCCAAAGAGGAGACGGCCGCCUACUACCCGCCCCUGUCGGGGGACCUGCGCCUCGGAGUCGUGGCUAAGCUGACGAGGCGCAGCGGGUGCGGCGCGGCCCGCGUGGUGGCGGCCACACGUGCGGUGCACGACGUGAACACGCGCAACGCCACCUUCUGCCCAGCCAUUGCCAGGCUCGGCCCUGCCGACCUCUUCAAUGUCUCAUUCGACGUCAUGGACCACGGCGGCGACUCGGAGCGCGCAAUCCAGGCGGGCAUGUAUUUCAGCGGCAUCGUGGGGAAGUCUGGAUUCGGCCUUUAUGGGCAGCCCGUGCACGGCAUCAUUGGUUUCACCACGUCGGGCGCGUCCGCGGACGGCGCAAAAGCUAUGCAGGCACUGGGGAUGCCGAUGGUUUGCUACUCCGCCACAAGCCCACUGCUAUCUCUGAGGGUAAGCGGCGAGCUCCAGUACCCAAACUUCUUCCGCGUCUGCCCAGGCGACCAGAACCGCGUGCGGGCGGCCGCACGCGCCAUAUCGCAAUUCGGGUACACCAGCGUGGUCUCGUUUUAUUUCAGCAAUGACUACACGCGCAGCAUGUGCAAUUCCUUUGCGAGUGCCGCCACGUUUCUGGGCAUGACCGUGGUCUCAAAGGAGGUGCCCACGACGGAUGGUAACAGUGGCAGCCCGCCAGACGAGAAUGCCAAGCAGCGUAUCCGGGAGGUGCUAACCGAAAUUCACGAGGAUCCAUCCAUGCCCCGAGUCAUCAUGUUGUGCGCCUUCGAUGCAGAGUUGCCCGAGGUGCUGAGGCAGGCCGAGAGCAUGGGGCUGCGCAAGAGGGAACACAACUAUGUCUGGUUCCAUCCCGACGACGGUGGGUUUGACGACCUGCGUGACGCAUUGGGCACCUUCUCGGUCAGCUGGAUCCCCGACUCCGACCGCACGCCGCUCUUCAAGCAGGCCUGGAAUAGUGGCGAUCUCCGAGCCGGCGGUUUCGAGUACAAACUUGGUGAGAGUAUUUGCGGGUCCUCACAGAACGAGUCGUGUUGGGCCAUGCCCAGGGGCGAAACCUGGAACGAGGACUAUGGCGAUUUCUUCAGAUACGUGGAUAAUACGACCGAGACAGCGCAGAACAGCUUCGAUUUUUGUAAGCCCUACACGCAGUUUGGCUACGACAGCGUUGUGAUGUACAGUGCGGCCAUGCACAAGGGUCUCGACACAGGCGUUUUCACCAAAGAGUCUGUCACCAGCGCGUUGCUGGAAGAGAUGUUAAGGAGCUUGGUGAACGACACCAGGUACGGGGAAUGCUUGGCAGGUGGCAAUCUCGCGUUCAAUGCUGACCAGGAGCGCAACCUGCCGUUCAUGGUGAAGAACGUUUACCUCGACGCCGACAACGUUGCGCGGAGCACCGACGUCGUCAUGGUGCCAUACCAGACCUCAGACGCUCUGCUGUACCAGGCCUCCUCACACCUGGCCUCGUGCUCCACGGACUACCCCGCCGAGAAGUGCUUCCGGCUGGACGGCGGGGGCCCGCUCAGCGGACGCUUUCCGCUGGGCCGGGCGGCGACUUGCGCAGACGGCGCGUACUGGCACAAGGGCGGGUGCGUGCCAGCCGACCUCGGCUACUACGUCCCCAAGAUGGCAGCGGGCCAAGCCGCCCCCUACAGGGCGCAGAUCGCCUGCCCUGCGGGCUCGUACACGAACGCGACGGGUCAGACCGUCUGUGCCCCCUCCAGGCCUGGCCACUUCGCGAGCGAGGACUCCACGAGCGAGGUGCCGUGUGCCCCGGGCACGUUCUCGGACGAGAGGGGCGCCGCGGUGUGCACCGAGUGCGCUGCUGGCGACUUCCAGGAGCAGCGAGGCCAGACGAGCUGCAGCCGCUGCGAAGUGGGCAGGUACCAGGACGAGAGCGGUCGGUCCAGCUGCAUCGGCUGCCCAGCUGGCCGGACGACCGAAGCGAUCACGGGUGAAGCCUGGGGCGCCACCGCGAACGCCCACGGCGCAUCGGACGCUAGCAGCUGUUACCCUUGCGAGCCUGGCGAGUAUUCGGUCAACAAUCGGCCCUGCGCUCAGUGCGGUGCCGGAACAGUCGCGCCGUCUUACGGAAGCACGGAAUGCCAACAGUGCCCUGCUGGAAAGUCAUCUACGGAGGGAUCAGCAGAGUGUGAGUCUCCCGUAUCUUACAUCGUUGGAUGCGCUGUCGCAGCGAAACUGCUGGCAGUCGCCGCCGUGCUGCUGAGCCUCUCGGCGUGGCGAAUAAUUCUGAUAGACGACAUAUCUCGGCAGGGAAAUGCAGUGGUUGUUACCUCAGCAGGCCGACAUCUCUUGGUACAGUGGCCUAUGUGUCUCGUUGGCGGUUCUCUACCAGUUUGCAUCACGGCAAUACCCGUGGGCACUCGUAAUCAACUGCAGUCGGUGCAGGAUGCCAUGGAAGGCCAAUUUAGGGUCAGACGAAUCGACCAGAGAUCUCUAGAAUUGCUGACGGCGGAGGGGCUUCCCAUAAUUCAGAGAGUAGACGCGUCCACUGGCAGAUUGGAGUUGCCUGUCCUGAUGGGCUUCUUGUGCACUGGAAGGUCCAAUAUCACUGUGGCCGUUAUCGUGCCUCUGCUGCUCACCGCAGCCGCUGCCAUCAUAUACGGGCUCCCGCUCACAGCCCGUGAAACCAUUGCGGUAUCGAUCUCGUCUGCCGCUUGUGGAGCGCUCGCCUUGGUCUGGAGACUGCGCGCCGUAGCUGGUUGGCCACACCGCACCACCAAGGCUGUCGCGUUAUCUCAGUUCAAGAAGCACCUCACAAACAACCGUGACAAGUACAGACAGUUGCCCUCCCUGUACAGUGCAAGUGCAGACUACUGCUCCGUCAUGCAUCCGAGGUCAACCAGCAGGCGCUUUACCCGGAAGUCAAUCAGCAGCAUAUUCGCCGACGAUCUUCGGGUUCCAUCAGCCGGCCAUCGGGCCGUGAGCAUCGGCCAGAUGGUUGACUUGACGGAAGCGUUCAGUCACUUCAUACGCGAUCGGAGCAUGUAUUAUGUUGUCCCCGAGCUGGUCCAGCCGCUCACGCAGUCAGAACGGUUGUCUUAUGCAGAAGUGGCCGGGUGUGGCAGCAUCGACUGGUUCGUGUCCCACUUCUGGGGCGACCCCUUCGCAGAGUUUGUGCAGAGUCUGCAGAGGCACGCGAUCUGCGAGGCAGAGAGGAUUUUGGCCGGUUCGGAUCAGCCUCGCCUCUCUGAGGCAGUCACGAUGCCCGAUCGGGAAGUAUGGCGCGUGAUUCGUUAUUGGGUUUGUUCAUUCUCUGUCAAUCAAUGGAGUGUUGACGAUGAGCUCGGCGAUGCGCAUUUCGAGGAUACACCGUUCUUCCAAGCGUUGUGGAACAGUUCUUGUCAAGGAACUGUGAUGGUGAUACAGGAGACAGCAGAGCCACUCAAGCGGUCGUGGUGCCUUUUCGAAGUCUUGCAAACAGUAAGUCGCCUCGACGAGUCGAAGACUUCCAGAUUCGAAGGAUUACAAUUUGCCACCCGGUCAGGUGUAGUUAAUGCCGGCACAGCCUCCGUUGACACAGUAUUACGGAUCGCUGCGCUCGUUGGCGACGUGUAUUUUGAGCACGCCCGUGCUACACAGCAGAAGGAUCAGGACAUGAUUCGCAAGGUGGUUCAGACAAGAGGGGGCUUCGCUGUCCUGAACAGGUUCGUGCGCAGCGCAGUGUGGGACAUUGUCCUCGAGAGCAAAAGAAAGCUAGAGACCAGCAUCUAUGAGCUCGGCUGCCAGCUCAGGGAGACUGAGUUCGCGGCCCACAAGCAUUUUGAGGUGACCAUCCUGGGGGCCAGCGGGCUCAGGAGGGCCGACCCGCUGACCUCGUCGAGUCCGUCCUGCGUGUGCCGAGUCCUGGGCAGCCUGGAGCUGGAGCCAGUGCAGACGGGCGCGGUCCUCGACACGGCCUUCCCGACCUGGAACUUCGGGCCCUUCCACGUCGAGGCGCAGCAGGUCGUGGGCAGCGCGCUGGAGUUCAGCGUCCUGGACCCGGACCUGCGGUGCUCUGCGCUCCUCCCGUUCGACAGCGCCUGGCCCAGCGGGUUCUCCGGCGGGCUCCGGCUCGAGGGGCCGGGCGCCCUCCCCGGCGCCACCCUGACGGUGAGCGUGGCGGUGGCCAGCUCGGCGGAGCAGGCCGCCGAGGAGGAGGAGGAGGUCUUCGAGCUCUAG
Molecule: messenger RNA, 4248 nt
Organism: Prorocentrum cordatum
Lineage: Eukaryota; Dinophyceae; Prorocentrales; Prorocentraceae
Source: the annotation of a GenBank genome assembly